Mytilus trossulus (common blue mussel) is the source of this 7025-nucleotide messenger RNA. RefSeq names its product neurogenic locus notch homolog protein 1-like. Bases 1 to 6009 code for a protein of 2002 amino acids. Lineage: Eukaryota; Metazoa; Mollusca; Bivalvia; Mytilida; Mytilidae. The record is from RefSeq and is a predicted model, not a curated record. The transcript is spliced from 7 exons. Gene Ontology annotation, molecular function: calcium ion binding.
AUGUCGGCUGCAAGUAGCUCAGAAAUAAGAAAGGCUUACAGAAAACUUUCCUUGCAGCUUCAUCCAGAUAAAAACAAGGAUCCUGAUGCUGAAGCCCAAUUUAUAGGAUGGAGCAGCCAUUUGUGUCUGAAGGACUUAAACGAGUGUAUAGAAGCGCCAAAAUUAUGUAAUUCUGGAAAGUGCACCAACACAGCCGGUAGUUACCACUGUACCUGUCCGCUUGGAACCUACGGUAAACAAUGUGAUAUAGCUGAGACGUGUGAUAGUCAACCCUGCAAAAAUGGAGCUACCUGUACACCUGGAAGCAGUAGUUCUGUUUCAUGUAAAUGUGUAGCUGGAUAUUCAGGAACAAGAUGUGAAAAAAUUACUCACUUGAAAUCAACAAAAUCUCAAGCAACAUCUACAACGAAACAUAUAACAACUCAGCAUUGUCCUAAAAACUGUAAUAGAAGAGGAAGAUGUAGCCACGGAAAAUGUGUUUGUAAUGGAGCUUGGACUGGAAUCGACUGUUCUCAAAUUAAUCAUUGCAGCAUAAAUCCAUGUAAGAAUAAUGGGAAAUGUAACAAUAAUGCAACAGGACAUACAUGUAACUGUACCACUCAGUGGACUGGUAAUAAUUGUGAAAAUCGUAAUUUUUGCUCAAUAUCUCCAUGUGUGAAUGGUCACUGCACAAAUGGGCGGAAUUCAUUUUCUUGUGCAUGCAACAAUGGCUGGACAAGUACAAAAUGUGAUGUUAAGGAACACUGUUCCCCCAACCCAUGUCAUCAUGGAACUCGAUGUAACAAUCAAGGACAAACUUACCAGUGUUUAUGUCCGUCUGACUGGACCGGUAAAAACUGUAGUAUUCGAAAUUACUGUUCCGGUUCUCCAUGUCAGCAUAAGAGUGCAUGUACAAAUGGAGCUAAUGCGUACUCAUGUGUUUGUACAAAAGGAUGGAUUGGGAAGAAUUGUAGCACUCAAGAUUUCUGUUCGGAUAAACCUUGUCAGCAUUACGGAUCUUGUGCCAAUACAGGAAUCUCUUAUUCGUGUAAAUGUCGUAAUGCAUAUACCGGAAAAAAUUGUGAGCUGUGGAAUUAUUGUUCUAGUUCUCCAUGUCAUAAUAAAGGCACAUGUUCAAACAAAGGACAUACGUACACUUGUACGUGUCCGUGGCCUUGGAUCGGCUCAAGUUGUGAAAGAAAAAGUCCUUGUGCCAGCUAUCCUUGUAAACAUAACAGCACAUGUACAGCUAGUGGAAACACAUUUUCUUGCUCUUGCACUCUUGGAUGGAUAGGUACUUCAUGUAAUACAAGGGAUUAUUGUUCAAGUCGACCCUGUCAACAUGGUGCAACGUGUUCUAAUAAUGGUACAUCAUACAGGUGUGCCUGUCCUAGUAUAUGGAUUGGACAAAACUGUCAAACGAGAAACUAUUGUUCAUCCAACCCUUGUAAAAAUAACGCACAAUGCUUAAAUAAGGGAGGUAUAUUCUUGUGUAAAUGUAAACCAGGAUGGAUUGGAAAUACAUGCGAAGUUUUAGAUCACUGUUCAAGUCAUCCAUGUCUUAAUAAUGCACAUUGUACAAACAAAGGAACCGGGUUUUCUUGCACUUGUUUGCUUGGAUAUCUUGGACAGACAUGUGAACAGAAUGAUUUUUGUUCAAGUUCCCCUUGCUUAAAUGGAGGUAAUUGUACUAACAACAAAUCUUCAUACUUAUGUCAUUGUCUAAAUAGAUUCACGGGUCAGAGAUGCGAACAGACUAAUCACUGUUUGUCGAUUCCAUGUAAAAACGGGGGUCAUUGUCUGAACAGUGCAAGAACUUAUCAAUGUAAGUGUUUAAAUGGUUGGUCUGGACCUACUUGUCUCUUGGAAACACAAUGUCAUUCGGCUACUUGCCAUGGUCAUGGGAUAUGUCACGUCACCAAAAAUAGACCUGUGUGUAAUUGUAGUACGGGAUGGCGUGGUGUAACAUGUGAUACAGUCGAUCCUUGUUCCAGUCAUCCCUGUCAACAUCAAGGUACUUGUACAAAUAAUGGUAACACUUUCUCUUGUCAUUGUACUAAAGGCUGGAUAGGGACAACAUGCACUACUGCUGAUCAUUGUGUUGAAAAUCCGUGUAAAAACUCGGGUAAAUGUAGUAACUCAAGAAAUGGGUUCACGUGUCAAUGUUCAGAUGGUUGGGGUGGUACAACAUGUCUAACAGAAACAAAAUGUCAUACUAAUACAUGUCAUAGGAAAGGACGGUGCCAACUGAGAAACAAUAAACCAGUGUGUAGCUGUAAUAAAGGAUGGCGUGGUGAUACAUGUGAUACAGUAGAUCCUUGUUCCAGUCAUCCAUGUCAACAUCAAGGUAGUUGCACAAAUAAUGGAAACAGUUUCUCGUGUAAUUGUAUUAAAGGGUGGAUAGGUAAAACAUGUACUGAUAUUGAUCAUUGUUCAACUACUCCUUGUAAAAAUUCGGGACAAUGUAGCAAUACGGCAAAUAGUUUCCGAUGUCAAUGUUCUACUGGUUGGAAUGGAGCAACAUGCGAAACAGAAAUAAAAUGUCAUACAAAUACUUGUAACAACCAUGGAACAUGUCGCGACAGCGGAAAUAAACCUGUGUGUACCUGUAGAAAGGGCUGGCGUGGUGAGUUCUGUACCGAUGUAGAUCACUGUUUUGGUCAGUCGUGUAAUCAUAAAGGUAACUGCACUAAUAGUGGCACUACCUUUUCCUGUCGAUGUAAUAAAGGAUGGAUGGGGAAAACAUGUACUGAUAUUGAUCAUUGUUCAACUACUCCUUGUAAAAAUUCGGGACAAUGUAGCAAUACGGCAAAUAGUUUCAGAUGUCAAUGUUCUACUGGUUGGAAUGGAGCAACAUGCGAAACAGAAAUAAAAUGUCAUACAAAUACUUGUAACAACCAUGGAACAUGUCGCGACAGCAGAAAUAAACCUGUGUGUACCUGUAGACAGGGCUGGCGUGGUGAGUUCUGUACCGAUGUAGAUCACUGUUUUGGUCAGUCGUGUAAUCAUAAAGGUAACUGCACUAAUAGUGGCACUACCUUUUCCUGUCGAUGUAAUAAAGGAUGGAUGGGGAAAACAUGUACUGAUAUUGAUCAUUGUUCAACUACCCCUUGUAAAAAUUCGGGACAAUGUAGUAAUUUAAGAAAUAGUUUCAGAUGUCAUUGUGUAAAUGGUUGGAGUGGAGCAACAUGUCUUACUGAAACAAAAUGUCAUACAAAUACUUGUAACAACCAUGGAACAUGUCGAGACAGCGGAAAUACACUUGUGUGUACCUGUAGCAAGGGUUGGCGUGGUGAGUUCUGUACCGAUGUAGAUCACUGUUUUGGUCAGUCGUGUAAUCAUAAAGGUAACUGUACUAAUAAUGGCACUACUUUUUUCUGUCGAUGUAAUAAAGGAUGGAUGGGAAAAACAUGUACUGAUAUUGAUCAUUGUUCAGCUACUCCUUGUAAAAAUUCGGGACAAUGUAGCAAUACGGCAAAUAGUUUCCGAUGUCUAUGUUCUACUGGUUGGAAUGGAGCAACAUGCGAAACAGAAAAAAAAUGUCAUACAAAUACUUGUAACAACCAUGGAACAUGUCAAGACCGCGGAAAUAAACCUGUGUGUAGCUGUAGUAAGGGUUGGCGUGGUGAGUUCUGUGCCGAUGUAGAUCACUGUUUUGGUCAGCCGUGUAAUCAUAAAGGUAACUGCACUAAUAGUGGCACUACCUUUUCCUGUCAUUGCGAUAAAGGAUGGACGGGAAAAACAUGUUCUGAUGUUGAUCAUUGUGCCCGUAGUCCUUGUAAAAAUUUGGGACAAUGUAGUAAUACGGCAAAUAGUUUCCGAUGUCAAUGUUCUACUGGUUGGAAUGGAUCAACAUGCGAAACAGAAAUAAAAUGUCAUACAAAUACUUGUAAUAACCAUGGAACAUGUCAAGACAGCGGAAAUAAACCUGUUUGUAGUUGUAGUAAAGGUUGGCGUGGUGAUUUAUGUGCCGAUGUAGAUCACUGUUCUAGUCAGUCGUGUAAUCAUAAAGGUAACUGCACUAAUAGUGGCACUACCUUUUCCUGUCGAUGUAAUAAAGGAUGGAAGGGAAAAACAUGUUCUGAUGUUGAUCAUUGUUCAACUACUCCUUGUAAAAAUUCGGGACAAUGUAGUAAUUCAAGAAAUAGUUUCCGAUGUCACUGUGUUAAUGGUUGGAGUGGACCGACAUGUCUUAUUGAGGUAAAAUGUCAUACUGGUACAUGUCAAAAUAAUGGAAAAUGUUUAGUAACUAAUGGUUAUCCUACGUGUACAUGUACCAAUGGUUGGACAGGAUCUCGAUGUUCAGAUAAGAAUUAUUGCAUUUCACACAAGUGUAAAAAUAGUGGAAAAUGUGUUAAUAAUAAGACAGGAUAUGCAUGUAAUUGUUUAUCUGGAUGGAGUGGAACGUUUUGUGAACAGGAAAUUGGAUGCCAUCAGAACACGUGUAAUGCUCAUGGUAGUUGCAACGAAAAAAACAAUUCAUUUAAAUGUUUUUGCAAUGAUAGCUGGACAGGUGAGCAAUGUCAGAUUAGAGAUUACUGCCUGCCAACUCCUUGUUUAAACGGAGGUACAUGUACAAAUACAACACAAGGUCCGUCUUGUUCUUGUAAAUAUGAAUAUUUUGGAACAAAAUGUGAAAAUGUACGUACUACUUUUAUAUCUACUACAAAACAAACCACGACCAGUGCCACGUCAACAUUCAAAACUACAACAAUGGCUUUGGUUCCGUCUUCUAAAACAAAUCAACCAAUAGAAAGUACAACACAACAACAAUUCACGUCACGUACAACAACCACAAGUAAACCUACAACAAUAACAAGUAAGAGUACAACAAUCACGAGUCAACCAACAACAAUUACGACAAGUAAGAGUACAACAACCACAAGUAAACCAACAACAAUAACAAGUAAGAGUACAUCAAUCACAAGUAAACCAACAACAAUAACAAGUAGGAAUAUAACAAUCACGAGUCAACCAACAACAAUUACGACAAGUAAGAGUACAACAAUCACAAGUCAACCAACAAAAAUUCCGACUAGUAAAAGUACAGCAAUCACAAGCCAACCAACAACAAUUCCGACAAGUAAGAGUACUACAAUUACAAGUCAAUCAACAACAAUAUUAACGACAAGUAAGGAUCAUGUUAAAAAAUCUACCACAAAUGAACAUUCUACAAGCCAAUCAACAAAUGUUACAAGAGAAAUUACUUAUCCGUCUACCACAAGUAUUGGUCGAAGUCAACCAAGAACUCGUACAGGGUCAGUAACUUAUCUUUCCACUGCAAGUAGUGGUCGUGUGAAGGAAUCCACCACAAUUGUACAUUCUACAGGUCAACCAACAACUGGUACCACACAUUCGACUACAAUGUCUUCAUCUACAGCGAUUCCAUCGACAUCUAUCAGUACUCUGCAAACCACUACAAGAAAAGUUCUUACAGAAAAACAAACCCCUACAACUCCAGGAAAACCGAAAUCGACACAGUCUACGGCUAAACCGGAUGCAACAAAAAAAGUUGGUGUACAUGCAACGCUGCAGUUCAAAGGAGUUGUUAAAGGCAAUGCCCAUGGACAAACCAUGAAUGAAAUAUUGAUAGGGAUAACAAACCUUCUACAGGAUAAAAGCUGUAAGAAAGUAGAAGUGGAAUACCUCAACAAACAAGAGGAUAUGAGUGAUAAAACAACAAGCGUAUCUGUAAGAGUGAAAUGUGAUCGAACAUAUUUAACAACGGAAAUGUUAAAUGACAAAUUCAAAAAUAUCCCAGAGAAAGAUUUAGAAUCAAGUUUCCCUCUUCCAAUGAUCACUAAGAAAACGGAAACCAAGCCACAGACUUCAGACAAGUCCUGGGCGUCGUCGAAUUGGCAGAUACUUGUUGGUGUCCUUGUGGGAGCCUCUGUAGUUAUUGUCGCCUUCGUUGUGGCAAAAAAAUAUUUCACGAAAAGAAGAUCGUAUGAUAUUAGAAUACUAGAUGACUGCGACUACGAAUUAGAUAAUCAAAAAAACGGAGGAACAAAAUUUACAAACUUUGAUUAAAAUAACUUUCCUUUAUUUUUCAUGAGUCUACAGUGCGUGUAGACUUUUUUAUUUGAAUUUAAUUUUGUACAAUAUCAUUGUCCAUGUGCAUUACCUAAUGACCCAAUAGUAUCUUUAUUAAAGAAAAAUAAUAAAAAUUGUGAAUCGAAGUACGGUUUUAUAGAUAAGUUUAAAUGUUGGUGUAAUUAUGCACUUAUUUUGUAUGUUUUUUUUUAUACUAAAACAUUGUACAGCCGCUGGUCGAUUGUCACUCAUCGAUUGUAAAACCGGCCCAGUAACCAUUACUUUCGGAUAUCUUUUUACAUUAACAAAUGCAUCCCUCUCGCAUGCACUUGUCUGGUUCCUAGCUUGGCUUUAACUAUAUACCUUUUGUCCCUUCGGGUCUUAUCAGCUCUUUUUUUCAACGUUUGUAUUAGUUUUUCAAAUAUUUUGGCCUCGAGCAUCACUGAAAGCAAGAACAAUUGUCAUGAUGAUAUAUACCGACAGGGAAUUCUGAAACAGUAAAUCCGGAGAAAUUUUAAUUUUACCAUCACCAAUUCUCCAAUCGGCUGUCUUUCGAUCAACAAACACAUAAAUUACCCCUUGUUCUUAUUUUUCUUUUAUCUGAGUGAUUUGAAACCUUUUUAAGCAUUGCUCAGCGUUAUUGGACUAAGCUGUAUAUCUGAUUAAUAAAUGAAACUUUUUGUUUUAUUAUAGAUAUGCAAACUGUACAGUUCUGUCUGCCGGCUCAGCUAACGCUCUUCAGUCACAAUUAAAUACAUUUUAAGUGAAUACUGUUAACUUUCAAAACUUAUUCUGAAUUAUUUUAAGGCGAAAAAGAUGAUUUUUCUAAAGUAUGUUAAUGUCAAGAAGACUUUUUUUCAUUUUGACAAUGUUGAUAACUUCAUGGUAUACGGCAAACUUGGUGUGUUAAGAAUUGAAUGCUUCUUUUUGUAACUUUAUUGGGGUGUAUAAGCGUUGACCGAAAUACAUUUUGUAUGAAGUAUAUUCUAAAAAUGUACGCACGGUCAACGCUU